Uranotaenia lowii is the source of this 459-nucleotide messenger RNA. RefSeq lists its product as uncharacterized. The record is from RefSeq and is a predicted model, not a curated record. The transcript has a single exon. NCBI's taxonomy places the organism in Eukaryota, Metazoa, Arthropoda, Insecta, Diptera, Culicidae. The coding region runs from base 1 to 459 and encodes 152 amino acids.
AUGGAGCGUUUUUGGUCGAUUGAAGACGACAGCUCCUCGCCAAGCUACUCCGUCGAAGAAGCAGCUUGCGAAACUCACUUCCAGCAGAACGUCAGGCGCACUCCAGAAGGGCGAUACUGCGUCCGUUUACCAGUCAAGAAUAACGUCCUCGAUAAUCUCAGCGACAAUCGUCGAACCGCUCUUCGACGCUUCCACAUGCUCGAGAACAAGCUCAACCGCGACGAGGGUCUAAAGCAACAAUACAAUAACUUCCUGGAGGAGUACGAAUCACUGGGCCACAUGCAGAAGGUAUUCGACUACGAGCAACCACUCACACCUUGCUAUCAUUUACCCCAUCACGCUGUCAUCCGUGAAGACAACACCACGACGAAAGUACGCGUUGUCUUUGACGCAUCAUGCAAAACUCCCAGUGGCCCUUCCCUAAACAACGCUCUAAUGGUCAGACCCAUCGUACAGUAA